This is a messenger RNA of Camelina sativa (false flax), 1117 nucleotides long. NCBI's taxonomy places the organism in Eukaryota, Viridiplantae, Streptophyta, Magnoliopsida, Brassicales, Brassicaceae. The record is from RefSeq and is a predicted model, not a curated record.
UAAAAUGUCUACAAGAGUUAGGAUGCCUCUUUUAAUGGUUUUCUUACAUCUAUUGUUUUCAGCAACAAUUCAUGCAGAUCAAAAUGUUAUGCCUCUCAAAAUCUUCAAGAUAAGUGAAAAUGUAACAUAUGAUUGCAUUGACAUUUAUAAGCAGCCAGGACUUGAUCAUCCUUUGCUCAAAGAUCAUACAAUUCAGUUGAAACCAUCAGUUUCAAAACCUGAAUUGAAGAAUCAAACUGGCAACAAUAAAACAUAUAAGAGAAAAAUGGGAUGUCCAGAUAAUACUGUUCCUAUAUUGAGAAAUUCAAAAGAAUACAUUAACAACACAAAACUUUACACCGAGAAAUAUUUCCAUGCACUUACAGGUGAUAGUCCUGGAACACAUGUUGCUGGAGUAAGAUCACGUGAUGGUCCAUAUCGUGGUGUAGAAGGUUGGAUUAGUUUACAUAACUUAAACAUCGGAAGAGAUCAAGCUUCAUAUACUCAAAUAUAUAUAGGCAGUGGAUUGAAUAACCAAGUUAACUUUAUCCAAGCGGGUUGGAUGUUAAAUAUAAACCCAAGUCUAGGUGGCGACAGUAAUCAUUGGUCAUACGGAUUUUGGAAGGGUAAAGAUGGAAAAGGAUGUUAUAAUACAGCAUGUCCUGGGUUUGUUCAAAUAUCACAGGAGGUACCAAUAGCACAACCCUUGGACCAACCAGGGGAAGAUUUGUUGUAUUACUCUAUCCAUCAGGACAAACGAACAGGAAAUUGGUGGAUUACAAAAUUGAUACCAAAAGUACCUAACAUAGAUAUUGGAUAUUGGCCAAAAGAGUUAUUUGAUCUCAUGGAUACUGGUGCAAAUAUGGUUGGAGUUGGAGGUGCAGUUCAGGAUUCUCGUCAGAUUUCAAGCCCUCCAAUGGGUAAUGGUAAAUUUCCAAAUGGAGGCAGUAGAGAUUCAGCAUUGUUUCCAGAUAUUAAAGUCGUGAAUUCCAACUAUGAACAACGUAGAAUUGAUUAUUUUCCUCUAGAAAAGUUGUUAGAUAGUCCAAAAUGUUAUGGGUUACGAAUUGGUAAAAUAAAAAUACUUGGUUUCUUUUUCAAUUAUGGUGGUCCGGGAGGAAACUCUUGUGGAGUUUGA